GGUCCUGGGCGCGCCGGCCCCCCCGGAGGAAGGUGGACUGGGGCGGGCGGCCAGCCCGAGGGCUUCCUGCCAUUGUCCCCAGCCCGGUCUCCCCUUCUCCAUCCCUCCCAGCCCCCACAGACUCUGGCUGUGACCCCGGCCACUCCCCAGAGGUGGCUGCCGAGCCGGGAGCGGAGAAGGGCCCCUUCCUCGGCCCAGCAAGGGGAGGGGGCGGGCGCCGCUCAGGCCUCCCGCGGACUUCAGAUGGGGCUAGGGCGCUUCUGCUGAGAAGGCGGCUGGAUUCUGAGGGUUUUGCCAUGGGAGUGGUCGGCAUGCCCCCCAAAAUCUCCGGGUCACCCUUUUCCCCAAGACGGGUCCAGCAGUUCUAGGAGUUUCUGGCUGGGCCAGCCCCAGCCUCUUGCCGUCAUGCCUCUGGGCUGGAAUCACCAGCACCUUUGUCUCCAAGUUCAGUAUCAGCCCCCCAGGUACCCCACGCCCCCCAACCUCUCCCAGGCAGCGUCUCCACUGCCCUAGCCUCUGCAGACCUUGCCGCGUGCCCCUCAGUCUCUUUCCUCCUUCUGUCCCUUCAUCAGGUCAGAGGUCACCUGUCCCCCUCCAGCCCUUACGGGAGUCGCCACCCCAGGGCCAGCAUAUGGGUGAGGGGGCACCCCCUGGGGCCUGAGCUGCCCCGCACAGGAUGCCCCGUGCCCCCCACUUCAUGCCCUUGCUGCUGCUGCUUCUGCUGCUCUCACUUCCCCAUUCCCAGGCCGCCUUUCCUCAGGACCCCCUUCCUCUGCUGACCUCCGACCUGCAAGGUACUUCCCCAUCAUCCUGGUUCCGUGGCCUGGAGGACGAUACUGGGGUGGCAGAGCUUGGGCUGGACUUUCAGAGAUUCCUGACCUUGAACCAGACCUUGCUGGUGGCUGCCCGGGACCACGUCUUCUCCUUCGAUCUCCAAGCCCAAGAAGAAGGGGAGGGGCUGGUGCCCAACAAGUACCUGACAUGGCGGAGCCAGGAUGUGGAGAACUGCGCCGUGCGGGGGAAGCUGACGGACGAGUGCCACAACUAUAUCCGCGUCCUCGUUCCCUGGGACUCCCAGACGCUGCUCGCCUGUGGGACAAACUCCUUCAGCCCCGUGUGCCGCAGCUAUGGGAUCACUUCGCUGCAGCAGGAGGGGGAGGAGCUGAGUGGGCAGGCUCGAUGCCCCUUUGAUGCCACCCAGUCCAACGUGGCUGUCUUCGCAGAGGGCAGCCUGUACUCGGCCACCGCCGCAGACUUCCAGGCCAGCGACGCUGUGGUUUACAGGAGCCUCGGGCCACAGCCUCCACUCCGCUCCGCCAAGUACGACUCCAAGUGGCUCCGAGAGCCGCACUUUGUCCACGCCCUGGAGCAUGGGGACCACGUCUACUUCUUCUUCCGCGAGGUCUCUGUGGAGGACGUCCGGCUGGGGAGGGUGCAGUUCUCGCGGGUGGCCCGAGUGUGUAAGCGCGACAUGGGCGGCUCCCCGCGGGCCCUGGACCGCCACUGGACAUCCUUCCUGAAGCUGCGGCUCAACUGCUCCGUCCCCGGGGACUCCACCUUCUACUUCGACGUCUUGCAGGCCUUGACCGGGCCUGCGAACUUGCAUGGCCACGCUGCUCUCUUCGGGGUCUUCACCACCCAGACCAACAGCAUCCCCGGCUCUGCAGUCUGCGCCUUCUACCUGGAUGAUGUUGAGCGCGGGUUUGAGGGCAAGUUCAAGGAGCAGAGGAGUGUGGAUGGGGCCUGGACCCCGGUGUCCGAGGACAGGGUCCCCUCCCCCAGGCCAGGGUCGUGUGCCGGGGUCGGUGGAGCGGCCUCGUUCCCCUCCUCCCGAGACCUCCCUGACGACGUCCUGACCUUCAUCAAGGCCCACCCGCUGCUGGACCCUGCCGUGCCACCUGCUACCCACCAGCCUCUGCUCACCCUCACCAGCAGGGCCCUGCUGACCCAGGUAGCCGUGGACGGCGCGGCCGGUCGCUACGGGAACGCCACCGUGCUGUUCCUCGGCUCCAGCGACGGCACAGUGCUGAAGGUGCUGCCCCCCGGGGGGGAGCCUGGGGGCCAAGAGCCCGUCCUGUUGGAAGAGAUUGAUGCCUACAGCCCCUCCCGGUGCAGUGGGAGGCGGGCUCCCCAAACAGCUCGGCGAGUCAUCGGGCUGGAGCUGGACGCCCAGGGGCACAGGCUCUUUGUGGCUUUUUCUGGCUGCAUCAUCUACCUCCCCCUCAGCCGGUGCGCCCGACACGGGGCCUGCCGCAGGAGCUGCCUGGCUUCUCGGGACCCCUACUGUGGAUGGCACAGCUCCAGAGGCUGUGUGGACAUCAGGGGGCCUGGUGGGACGGAUAUGGAUCCAUCUGGGAACCAGGAGCCCACGGAACAGGGUGACUGCCAAGAUGGAUCCACGGGGAGUCAGUCUGGCACGGGGGACUCUGCUUACGUGCUUCUGGGUCCUGGCCCUUCCCCCGAGACCCCCAGCCCCCCCAGUGACGCCCACCCCGGGCCCCAGUCUUCCACUCUUGGAGCGCACACGCAGGGCGUGCGCCGGGACCUGCCCACAGCCUCCGCCGCCCGCUCCGUCCCCAUCCCGCUGCUCCUGGCCUGCGUGGCCGCCGCCUUCGCCCUGGGCGCCUCCGUCUCGGGCCUCCUGGUCUCCUGCGCCUGUCGCCGCGCGCACCGCCGUCGGGGCAAGGACGUGGAGGCGCCGGGCCUCCCGCGGCCUCUCUCCCUGCGCAGCCUGGCCCGGCUGCACGGCGCGGGCCCCGAGCCGGCGCCGCCGCCCAAGGACGCCGACGGGGCGCAGACGCCCCAGCUCUACACCACCUUCCUGCCGCCCCCCGACGCCGUGCCCCCGCCGGAGCUGGCCUGCCUGCCCACGCCGGAGUCCACGCCCGAGCUGCCGGCCAAGCACCUCCGCCGCGCCGGGGCGCCCUGGGAGUGGAACCAGAACGGGAACAACGCCAAGGAGGGCCCGGGGCGCGCGCGCGGCGGCAACGCGGCGGGCGGGCCCGCGCCGCGCGUGCUGGUGCGGCCGCCGCCGCCCGGCUGCCCGGGCCAGGCCGUGGAGGUGACCACCCUGGAGGAGCUGCUGCGCUACCUGCACGGCCCGCCGCCGCCGCGCGGGGGCCCCGAGCCCCCCGGGCCGCCCCCGUUCACCUCGCGGGCGCUCCCGCCCGAGCCCGCCCCCGCGCUCCUGGCGGGCGCCGGCCCGCUGCCCCGCGAGUGCGCCCCGCCCCUGCGGCUGGACGUGCCCCCCGAGGGCAGGUGCGCGGCCCCCGCCGCCCGGCCCGCGCUCUCGGCCCCCGCUCCCCGGCUCGGGGUCGGGGGGGGCCGGCGGCCGCCCUGCCCCGCGCCCCGCGCGCCCCCCGCCCUGCUCACGCGGGUCCCCUCGGGCGGCCCCGCCAGGUACUCGGGGGGCCCGGGGAGGCACCUCCUGUACCUGGGCCGGCCCGAGGGCUACCGGGGCCGCGCGCUGAAGAGAGUGGACGCCGAGAAGCCCCAGCUGCCCCCGAAGCCGCCCCCGGCCGGGCCCCCCUCGCCGCCGGCCGGGCCUGGCGGCGGCCACUUCAACUUCUAGGGGCGCCGCUCCCCGACCCCGUGGCCCGGCCCCCCGCUCCGGACUCUGGGAGUCGGGGCCGCGCCUCGGGUUAAUUUAUUGACCGUGGACUGUCUUCCCGCCGGGGGGCGCGGGAGCC
Messenger RNA from Talpa occidentalis (Iberian mole), 3689 nucleotides. RefSeq names its product semaphorin 6C (gene SEMA6C). The coding region runs from base 677 to 3571 and encodes 964 amino acids. Gene Ontology annotation, biological process: negative regulation of axon extension involved in axon guidance; neural crest cell migration; negative chemotaxis. The record is from RefSeq and is a predicted model, not a curated record. Lineage: Eukaryota; Metazoa; Chordata; Mammalia; Eulipotyphla; Talpidae. Gene Ontology annotation, molecular function: semaphorin receptor binding; chemorepellent activity. The transcript is spliced from 20 exons.